UGCGGCUGCGACCCGACUCGGGUCUGGAGGGCGCCGACUACAUCAACGCAUCCUGGCUGCCAGGCUACCGGCUGAUGCAAGAGUACAUUCUGACCCAGCACCCGCUGCCCAACACGGUGCUGGACUUCUGGCAGAUGGUGUGGGACCACAGGGUGACCACGGUCACCUGUCUGUCCCCCGAGGACUUCGGGGUCUUCUGGCCGCUGGAGGAAGAAGAACUUUACGGUCGGAGCUUUGUAAUUCGGUACAUGUCGGAGAGUGCUGACUGCAGCGCCACCUAUAAGUCCUCGUGGAUCAUCCGCUCCUUCCUCAUGGAGUCGACAGAGGGCAUGGAUGACGUGACCGUGCGCAUAGUUCACCUGCCACUGUGGCCGGAGGAGUGCUCCACCGACUCGGUGGUCGAGGGCGUGCUGGGCGUCACCGAGAUUCCAGGGAGACCGGCGCACGCCGCUGCUGGUCAUCGACAGGUGACCGGGCUCUCAGGCGCCCUGCUGCACCUGGUGUGCGAGUGA
This is a messenger RNA of Pollicipes pollicipes, 512 nucleotides long. RefSeq names its product tyrosine-protein phosphatase 99A-like. Gene Ontology annotation, molecular function: protein tyrosine phosphatase activity. The coding region runs from base 75 to 512 and encodes 145 amino acids. Lineage: Eukaryota; Metazoa; Arthropoda; Thecostraca; Pollicipedomorpha; Pollicipedidae. The transcript has 5 exons. Gene Ontology annotation, biological process: protein dephosphorylation. The record is from RefSeq and is a predicted model, not a curated record.